UAACGGAUCAAACGGUUGGCACGUAACAAAAGUAAAAAAAAAAUUAUAUAAACGACAUAUAAUUAUCUUAAACAGCGGCACUGAUGCCCAGUUGAGUUGCCACAGACAUCUCGAAUCAAUAUUUACUUUGGUGUAGAACAUAAACGCCGGUGUAUCGAUUUUUGACUCCGAAAGUUUCAGAGUUCCUAGUCGAGGACCGUUGGUCGCGUCGCCGACAUCCAUAACCACAGAGAACUGCACAUGAUUCAUGGUGAAAUUCCGUGAAAAAUAACCAAACGGAAACGUACACCAAAUUCGAUUUACAACAAUGCGUUGGAAAAUUCGACUAACAGAAGACCGUUCGAUUCGCUGCCAUGUGGAAACGACUCCGUCGUUUUGUUUGAAUAAUUUUUUCUAUAAUUUGAUUAUGGUCCACUAUCAAUGCUUUGUUAUCUAUGUUUACGUUCUGUUAUCGUUACUGUUUCGUCGCGUUAUCAUAGUACAGUGCACAUGCAGUGAACAGUUGCCGAACGUUACGUUAAAACAAUUUAACCAUAUUUUGAAAACUCGUCAGAAAAUUGAGAACCAAAUAUUGUUUCCACUCAUUGACUACCGCGUCGCAAGGUUCGCAGCAUACUAAACGAUAUCAUUUAGAAGUCAUCCGAGAUGGUCUACUUACACUUUCCGACGAAUCUGACCGAAGAAGAACUCAUGCUACAAAACAAGUAUCAGAAAUUGAGGAAAAAAAAAAAAGCACUUCAAGUACAGAAAACGCCCCGACCUGAGCCUGAUACAGCUCCUGUGCUAAAUCCUAAGAGACCCAAGGAAACAGCUCGCGAUGCUAGAGAAAUAGCGAAGAAACUAUUGAAAUCUGGUGCCAUAGGACCGAUAAAGAAAGUACCAAAUCGUACUGACCAAGAGUCAUUCAAAAGACCUUGUGGAAUGGAAAGAAAGAUGCUGUCUGCUCCUCAGGCUUUGACCAGCUAUCAACCAUUUUCUGCGCCUUCACCGGUUAAGACAGAAAUUCCUGAUAGUACUAUGAAGCCAGCUGGAGCUGCAAAAUUCACAAAUUUGUAUAGUAAUUUUGUUUCAUCCUCUUCAAAAACUACUCCACCUACGUCAAGUUCACCAGAAACUACUCCUGAAUCUCCUCGCAGAGGUAUUACCAUAUUUGUUGGAGGAAGUAGUACAAUAACUGAAGAAUUCUUAAGAACUACAUUUAGUAAAUUUGGUUCAAUUAUUAAUAUUUCCAUGGAAAUUGAAAAAAAUCGAGGGUUCAUCACAUUCAAUUCACCAGAUACAGCCGAUAAAGCUGUAACAGAAAUGAACUCCACCACUGUGUCUGGUAUUAAAUUAAAAGUAUCUAUUUCUCGUAAUCAACCUAUUGAGUUUGGAGAGAAAGGAGUUAAUUCAUGGAAUGCCAUAGCCACCAAUAAAUCACAAAAAGGAAAUCAACGAGAUGAUCGUUCAUUGGUGACUUACGACGAUUUAAUUGAAUAGUUUUUUUUUUUUAAUUUUUCUAUGUAAUAAAAUUUAUUUUUUUUGAUAAAAUAUU
Messenger RNA from Sipha flava (yellow sugarcane aphid), 1534 nucleotides. RefSeq names its product negative elongation factor E (gene Nelf-E). Lineage: Eukaryota; Metazoa; Arthropoda; Insecta; Hemiptera; Aphididae. Gene Ontology annotation, molecular function: RNA binding. The coding region runs from base 646 to 1479 and encodes 277 amino acids. The transcript has 6 exons. Gene Ontology annotation, biological process: negative regulation of transcription elongation by RNA polymerase II. Gene Ontology annotation, cellular component: NELF complex. The record is from RefSeq and is a predicted model, not a curated record.